AAUGCAUUCAGUGCUAGUUCCGCACGUUGUUGCAUUUCUGCAACAUACAUCCGCGAGGCGAGCCGUCCAGUGCUGCCAUCUGUACUCAGGCGGCGAAACUGCUCUCUAAAAAGCGUGACAGCCACCACGUGGACGCUCAACAAGUGACACAGAGCAGACACAAUGGACCCCAAACGGUUUUACAGCCGUGGAAUUCCUUCCGACAGUGAGGACAGCGAGCUCUCCGGCAGUGACGAUGACUCUGAUUAUGUCCAACCCCCUGCAAAAUGUAGUGCCAGUUCAAGCGAGGCGAGUACAAGCUCUGACGAAGAGGAAGCUCCCGCAAGCCAACCAGCUGAUCAGUCAUCAACUCAAUCUAAGAGAAGAAUUAUCUGGAAGAAUGCAAGCCUGAUGCGGGAUCCUGAAACAGUGAAGUUCACUGGACAAAAUGAGCUUCCGCAGGAAGUUUCAGAGUUGGAAACACCUUUCCAAUACUUCAAGUUCAUCUUUCCAGGCGCUCUUAUUUCGCUUAUUGCAAAUGAGAGCAAUUUGUACUCAGUCCAGAAGGAUGCCAGUAAGCCCCUCUGCACCAGUGCCGAGGAGAUUGAAGUUUUUCUAGGCACCUGCAUGUGGAUGUCUAUAAUUCAGCUGAAGAACACUAGGUGGUACUGGAGUGAAGCUACCAGAGUAAGCCAAGUAGCUGACCACCUCACGGUGACACGCUUCGAACAGUUGAAGCACAACCUUCACUUUGUGGACAACAGCUCUCUCGGCCCAAGAGAUGAUCCUGAUAGAGACCGGCUUGCAAAGAUACGACCGCUCGUCGAUGCUGUAAAUGAACAGUUGUCGCUGAUACCGCUUGAAGAGCACUUGUCUGUGGAUGAACAGAUUAUACCUUUCAAAGGCGCAAGUGCACUGAAACAGUACUGUCCCCAGAAACCAAAAAAAUGGGGGUACAAAGUAUUUGUUCUCUCAGGAGUAAGUGGCUUCUCGUACAAGCUAGAACUGUACACGGGACAAGAAAACUCUGCCCCAAGACGUGCAGGAGAGCCUGACUGUGGAGCAAGCGGGAACAUUGUUGUUCGAUUGUGCAGGUUAAUCCCAAGAGGAGUCCACCACAAAGUGUAUUUCGAUAACUACUUCAACUGUCCAACCCUUCAGGUGUACCUGGAAAAAGAAACCGUGCACUGCAUUGGUACAGUCCGGAUCAACCGAGUAACGGGUAUCAGCAUGCCAUCUGACAAGGAAAUGAAACAGAAAGGAAGGGGAAGCUUUGAAGAGAAGGUAGCGACCCUGGAUGGCAUUCAGCUGUCGUGUACAAGGUGGCAAGACAACAGAGCCGUCACCUUGCUGUCCACCUUUGUUGGGGCAGAGCCUGUCCUAACUGCGCCAAGGUGGAGCCAAAAAGAAAAGGAGAGGCGCGACAUACCGUGUCCGUCGGUGAUAGGCGCUUAUAACAAGCACAUGGGAGGAGUGGAUCUCUUAGACUCUCUGAUCUCCCUCUACCGCGCCCAUCUCCGAUCGAAGAAAUGGUACUUUCGUAUUUUUCUUCAUAUUCUCGACUUGACGGCUGUAAAUGCCUGGCUGCUGUACAGGAGGAAUGCCGAGACUACUUCCGAUCAACCAACACGAAAGCUCAUGCCAUUAGCAGAGUUCAAGGUGGACCUCGCCACGUCACUCUGCAAAGCAGGAAAAAAUCAACUGAAGAAAAGGGGAAGGCCCAGCAAUGAGUCCGUGGAGCAAGGCAUCCAGCUGAAGAAGACAAGAGGCGGUACGACGUUGAUCCUCCAGCGUCGGUUGGUCUUGAAACGCGCCUGGAACCUGCAACUAGCAGUGUUUCCCGGCCCCAACCCCUUGAUGGCACUUUACGUGCCUCAAGACGUAAUGGCCAAAGGAUCAGUUGCCAGUCUGCUCAAUUCUAUAGGGCAUGUCUUCUACACCUGCGAUGGCUUUGAUAAUCUCGUUGCUAGCCCACUGAAGCCAGCACAACAGAUUCCAGACUACUGGAAACCCCAGCCCGACCUGUGGCUGUCUUACCACAUCCUUCAGGCCGCGGCCACACCACGGUACACUUCAGUCAGCAACCAGAAUGAGCUCAUAAAAAUCAGCGAAGAACUCCUGCGGACGGACAUCGUAGGAGCGUGUAACAACAGUUCAGGGCUGUACUCGGUACUGGCAGAUGAGCCGGCAGACAUUUCGGGAAUGGAGCAGCUCAAGCUGGGCCUUCGCUUUGUUGACAUGAAAAUCAAAACUGCACGAGGAGAGUUUGUAGGCAUGGUUUCCCUCGAAGAAAUGAAUGCAGAAGCCAUUUCCAACGCCAUCCUCCAAGUUCUCGAGGACUUAGGGCUGAAACUAAAAACCCUUGCGGGCCAGGGAUAUGACGGUUGCUCUUCAAUGUCAGGAUGCAUAUCCGGGGUACAGGCUAGGAUCAGGAAACAGCAGCUGCCAGCCUUGUACUUCCACUGGGCCUCACACCGCCUAGACUUGGUUGUGAACAAGGCCAACUUGGUGCCAAAGCCACAACAGGAGACGUCGGGGACUCAACAAGAACGGCGGAGUACGCCACCUCCUGCAAGCACAAGAAGUUUCAUUUGGACCUAUUCCCGAAAAGUUUCCCAACGCAAAGCUGUGUGCAGCCUUUGCAAAAGCCCACUGCGAACCCCAUCAGGCACUACCACAACCAUGAACCAUCUGAAAAGGCACGCCAAUCUGUAUGUGGAGUUUCAAGCGACUGUAGUUAAGCCCGCUAAUCAGCCAAGUGUUGCUGAUGUGCUGAAGAAAAAAACGGCGGUGCUGCAAGCGAAACAGAAGGCUUUGGAAGAUUCUUAAGAUUAUUGCACUCGACCUGCAACCGUCCACAAUUGUGCAAGACCGGGGAUUCCAGGAUCUUUUGAAGGAGGCAGCCCCAGGUUAUCUGCCAUUAUCAUGAACAAUGCUGUCGCAUGCAUUAGUGCUGAAGUUGUACGACGACACCAGAAAGAUGGCUUGACUUGA
This is a messenger RNA of Ixodes scapularis (black-legged tick), 2973 nucleotides long. RefSeq lists its product as uncharacterized. Gene Ontology annotation, molecular function: DNA binding. NCBI's taxonomy places the organism in Eukaryota, Metazoa, Arthropoda, Arachnida, Ixodida, Ixodidae. The record is from RefSeq and is a predicted model, not a curated record.